AUGGCCCUUAGAACUACUGCAGUUGCUUGCAACAGUAUGAAAAAGUGGGCUUACAGUCUCGCUGGCUUCAAUCGUUACGGACUUAUGCGCGACGACGUUCUCUAUGAAACCGAAGAUGUGCAGGAAGCACUUCGCAGGCUCCCAAACCAUGUCAUCGAUGAGCGCAACUUUCGGCUGAUCCGGGCCGUACAACUCAACGGGUCGAAAGUGGUCCUGCCCAAAGAGGAAUGGACCAAAUUGGAGGAAGACUAUUUGUAUCUGUCCCCCAUGGUGGAAGUAGUGAAGAAAGAGAGGCUUGAACGUGAGAAAUGGGAAAGCGUCUAUUGA
Messenger RNA from Plodia interpunctella (Indianmeal moth), 327 nucleotides. Its product is annotated as cytochrome b-c1 complex subunit 7-like. Lineage: Eukaryota; Metazoa; Arthropoda; Insecta; Lepidoptera; Pyralidae. Gene Ontology annotation, biological process: mitochondrial electron transport, ubiquinol to cytochrome c. The transcript has a single exon. The record is from RefSeq and is a predicted model, not a curated record. Bases 1 to 327 code for a protein of 108 amino acids.